AUGUACGACGACCUCGACAACAACGGUCCCAGUGAGGAUGACGACGAGAGCGAUACCGAGUUUCAGCGCAGGCUAAUGGAGCUCUCAGAGGUUGAUCUAGGAAAGGGCUUAAGCGAGAGGUUGACACUCCGGGGUCCCGAUCGACACCCCGGCAUCUCGGCAAAUGACGCACUAUUGGCUCGCAAUCACGAAGCGAGUACAAAGCUUCGCCUCCACUCCUCUGCCGCUGCCUCUACUGAGGCCAGAGCCGCGCAACCAGACACCAAAGAAAUGAUUAGCCUGCCACUCUCCGCCGACGAGCGGGCGCAGUACAAGCCCAGUGAGAGACGAAGCUGGCUGCGGCGCAUCCUACUUCUACCGCUCGCCGCGGGCGUCGUAUCCCUCGUCCUCCUCAUCACACCGCGCCCCGUACUCCUCCUCCAUCCGAGUCCACUUCACUACGCCGCACACGCCCCGAGCGUGACGUGCCCGGUGCAGCCCUCCGCACUGAUCCCCGCGCUCGCGUUCGACCCCCACGACACUGCCGUGUACACCGAGCGCCUGCGGGGCGCCGUGCGCGUCAAGACGGAGACGUUCGAUGGCGCACCGACCGUGGGCUCGGAUCCGUGGUUCGACAAGUUCUUCAAGUUCGAGGCGUACUUGCGCGCGACGUUCCCCGAUGUAUUUGCAGCGCUGAAGCUGGAGAAAUUUGCAACCCAUGGGUUGCUCUUCACCUGGAAGGGGAGCGAUGCUGGUCUGGCCCCGAUCGUUCUUAUGGCACACCAAGAUACGGUUCCAGUACCCGCCGACACCGUUGACCGUUGGACCCAUCCGCCUUUCGACGCUGUUCUGGACAAGGACGGGUGGAUCUGGGGCCGUGGUGCGGGUGACUGUAAGAAUCUGCUCAUCGCCGAAUUGUCCGCCAUCUCCGAGCUCCUGAAGGCCGGCUUCAAGCCUGCUCGAACUGUGCAUGUCGCAUUUGGAUUCGACGAGGAGGGAGGACAAGUGCGCUCAGCCCGAGCUUUCGCUGCAUAUCUCGAAGGGCUAUACGGAACUGGAGACGACAAGGUGUUCCUAUUGAUCGACGAGGGCGGUGGUAUCAUGGAAGACUAUCACGGAAAGACCUGGAUCGCACCUUCCAUGGGCGAGAAAGGGAGCACUAACGUGCAGCUCAGCGUCAAUGUGCCGGGCGGCCACUCGAGCAUCCCGCCAGCGCACACUGCCAUCGGCAUCCUCUCUGCGCUCAUCGCCACGCUCGAAGCCAGUCCGCCUGCGCUGAAUCUCGAGCCUGGAAACCCGUUUGCGCAGUUCGUGCUGUGUCUUGCCGAAUACGGAACGAUCGAUCCUGAACUCCGGGAUCUGCUGGCGGACGAGUCAACGUGGCAUGAGGCAGCUCAGUGGCUUGCUGAGAGGGACCUGGGCGAUGCCGCCCGGCUUUCGACCACCCAAGCCGUUGAUAUCAUCGGCGGAGGCGUCAAAGUGAAUGCACUGCCAGAAGAGGCACAUGUGAUUGUGAAUCAUCGUGUUGCCAGCGGUGACUCUGUACGAGGUGUUCAGGAUCGAUACAUCGAUCUGCUGACACCGGUGGCAGAGGAAUAUGAUGUCGCCGUUGUUGGAUUCGACGAAGAACCCGCCGCUAACCUGACGCGCUACGUCAAGUUUUCUGCCCCGUCCGGAGUCAAUGCCUCGCAAGUGACGCCGGCUAGCGGAGACGCAUGGAGCGUAUUCGCCGGUACCGCUCUCCAUCUGUACCCCGAUUCGGUCGUCGCCCCCUACCUUUCGACUGGAGGGACUGAUACCAGGUCGUACGUUAAUCUGACUAGGGCGAUAUACCGAUUCCAGGCUGUCGACGGGAGCCAGCGUUACAACAUACACACCGUCGACGAGAGAGUGCAUGUCGAUGGGCACAUGAACGCGAUCCGCUUCAUUCAUAGUCUCAUCCAGAACGCGGAUCAGUGGAGAUAAUAUGUGCUAGGUAUUCACAGGAUCCCGCCGCGUGUCGUAAAACUAGCCAGAGGACCACAGAUCUUUGUGUACGAUCUUUGUGUACCACACGUCGACAGCUGACAGCGGAGGAUAAUUGGAGAUACGUUCAUUUACUAGCAGAA
This is a messenger RNA of Mycena citricolor, 2087 nucleotides long. The record is from the annotation of a GenBank genome assembly. NCBI's taxonomy places the organism in Eukaryota, Fungi, Basidiomycota, Agaricomycetes, Agaricales, Mycenaceae.